Podarcis raffonei (Aeolian wall lizard) is the source of this 24756-nucleotide messenger RNA. RefSeq names its product obscurin, cytoskeletal calmodulin and titin-interacting RhoGEF (gene OBSCN). Gene Ontology annotation, molecular function: guanyl-nucleotide exchange factor activity; protein binding. Lineage: Eukaryota; Metazoa; Chordata; Lepidosauria; Squamata; Lacertidae. The record is from RefSeq and is a predicted model, not a curated record. The transcript has 93 exons. The coding region runs from base 234 to 23987 and encodes 7917 amino acids.
AAGCGCUGGAGCUUCUGCUGUGGGACUAGGGGAUCACCUUUAGCACGUCCCCUACCUCACUGGGGUUUCUGUUUUAUUCUCACGCUGGGUGGGGGGGGGACCCAAAUUCUGUUGGUCUCCCCAUGCCCGCUUGCACCUGCUUCACCCGCUUUGUGCAAACUCAGUAAAGAUCCGCUCUCCCGAUGAAAGUGGCUUACUACUUCCAGGUUUAACGGGACUAUCAGGCCAUCAAGAUGGAUUUCAGCUCUUACAGUGGAGUCCCCAGGUUCCUGACCAGGCCUAAGGCCUUUGUGGUAUCCAUGGGGAAAGAUGCCACACUCAGCUGCCAGAUCAUUGGAAAUCCCAUCCCGCUGGUCAGCUGGGAGAAGGAUAAACUUCCUAUCCAGACAGGGGGAAGAUUUAAAAUGGUGGAAGACGGCGACCUAUAUCGUUUAACCAUUUAUGACUUGAGUCUGGACGACAGCGGUCAAUAUAUCUGCAGGGCCAAGAACUCGAUUGGGGAAGCUUUUGCCGCAGUUAGCAUCAAAGUUGGGGAGCAGACCACUGUGACCGAAUCGGCACCUUAUUUCAUCCAGAAGCCCACUUCUAUCCGAGUCAUCAUGGGAGAAGACGCCAUGUUCAAAUGCAUUGUCCAGGGUAGCCCACCCCUUUCGGUGAACUGGGAGAAAGACGGGAGGCACCUGGGCGGUCGGUCAGAGUCCAACCGCAUCCAGAUUGAGGCCCAGGGGGAGAAAAAUGCCCUCAAGAUCCAAAGCACUCGGUUGGUGGACAGCGGGACGUACACUUGCCGUGCAGAGAACCCUCUUGGGGCCACCAGCGCAGCAGCUGCGUUGGUGGUGGACUCGCCAGAUUCUUACAGCCCAGGUGGCACAAGGCACGCUAUAGACACAGACAGCAGCAAGACCUCCCCUUUGCUCUCACACUUGCAAAAAAGGCGAGAAGAAAUCAGGAAGACAGACCUAACCACUGCCGACUCUCUGAUCUCCACGGCUUACACCUCCAUGGAAGGGCGGUCGAAACUCGGCCUGAGCCUCUCCCUUGACUAUGAGAGGGCCGCCAGUUUGACGGCAAAGAGCUUCCGGGGCGAUGGUGGUUCUUACUACGGGGUAACGACGCGUACUUUCACCGUCACAGAGGGGAAACAUGCCAAGAUGAGCUGCUACGUGACGGGAGAGCCCAAGCCAGAGAUUGUUUGGAAGAAGGACGGCGAGGUCAUCCUCGAAGGGCGGAGGCACAUCAUCUACGAGGAUGAGCAGGAGAAUUUUGUGCUGAAGAUCCUCUUCUGCAAACAGGUUGACAACGGCCUCUACACAUGUACGGCUUCCAACCUGGCAGGGCAAACCUACAGCUCUGUGCUGGUCACAGUCAAAGAACCGAGAAUACCUUUCAAGAUGAAACUUAGAGACCUGGAAGUUCGGGAGAAGGAAUCUGCUUCCUUCCAGUGUGAGGUGCCCGUUCCCAGCACAGAAACCACCUGGUUCAAAGAGGAGACAAAACUCCAGCAGAGCCAAAAGUACAACAUUGAGGAAGAAGGCACGUAUCGGAAGCUUACAGUCCAGAAUGUUACCAUGGAUGACGAUGCUGUCUAUAUAUGUGAAAUGAAAGAGGGAAGCAGAACCAUUGCAGAAUUAAGUGUCCAAGGGAAUAUUAUCAAGAAACUGCCAAGGAAGACUGCAGUCAGCAUAAAUGACACGGCGAUAUUCUGUGUGGAGCUGGAAAACAAGUGCCAGAAAUUCCGGUGGCUAAAGAACAAGGAAGAACUGAAGCCCAACAGCAGAAUUGCCAUCACUUCAUCCGGCAAAGAGUACAGCAUGAUAAUCCGAGAUUGUAAAAUGGAGGACUCGGCAGAGAUUGUGUUUGUGGCCGACGAGUGCAGAACGUCCACCCAGUUUACUGUGUCCGCUCCAAAGAAGCCUCCAUCGCAUCCACCAGUUGACCCAGUGGUGAAAAAUAAAACAGAAACCUCAGUGAUGCUAUCCUGGUCCCCGCCUAAGAUGGAUCGCCCCAUCCCUAUUGAUGGAUAUGUAGUGGAGCGUAAGAAACUGACUGGAUUCACUUGGCUGAGGUGCCAUGAAUCCCCCGUUCCUGAAACCGAGUUCACUGUGAGCAACCUUGUUGAAGAGGCUGACUACCAAUUCCGAGUGUCUGCGGUCAACAACUAUGGCCAGAGCGGCUACCUUGACUUCCCAGGAACCCUGCACCUUGAACCAGUACUGGCUGUGAAAAGCCCUCUGAGAAAUGUAGAAGUAGCGCCAGGCAGGGAUGCAAUCUUCACUGUUGACCUCACUAAUACCUGUUCCGGCUCGUGGUAUGUUAAUGGCAACAUCGUGCAGAACAGCGAUAAGUACAUCAUUACAAGAACCAAAACGUCGCACAGCCUCACUGUCAAAAGGGUCACAAGUGUUUUCAAAGAAGCAGAGGUGAAAUUUGUCGCCAAUAAUCUUGAAAGCACUGCCAAGAUAAGUUUGAAAGACGAAGUGGCAAAGUUCGUCAAUGAAUCAACCCCCGGAAUCAAGGUCAAGCUGUCAGAGAAAUUUGAGCUGGUGUGCGAGGUCUCAUCAGAGAACGAGCCCGUCAUAUGGAAGAAGGGUAAAAAACCUAUCAGGCUGGACCAGAGAGUGACAUUUACCUCUCAGGGAGUUAACAGAAAGCUCAUUGUCCACAAUGCACUGAAAGAAGACGAAGGGAUUUACACCUGCGAAACAAAGGACGACAAGUUAACAUUCCACGUUGAGGUCGAAGAGCCCGUGCCUGUGUUUGCCAACAAGGAGAAGGUACAGAAAGAGAUCAAGGUUACCUUUUUAGAGAAUGCAUCUCUUCUCUGCGAGGUGGCCCAGGAAAACACAGAAGUGAGGUGGCUGAAGAAUGGGAAGCAGAUAAUCUCUAGCAAGAAAUUCAAGAUAGAAGCUGAAGGAAAGACCCGGCGGCUGAUCGUGCAGCAGGUAGAAAAAGAGGAUGUCGGUGAUUACACCUGUGAGGCUGCUGGCCAAAAACUCGCCUUCAAAGUCGUUGCAGAAGCUGCAAAAGUUGCAGAAGUUGAGGAUGUCUUUGUCAACAAGGAGAAGGUCCAGAAGGAGAUCAAGGCUGUUGUUUCAGAGAACGCCUCCAUCACCUGUGAGGUGGCCCAGACCAAGACAGAAGUGAAGUGGUUCAAGGAGGGGAAGCAGAUCACCUCCAGCAAGAAAUUCAAGGUUGAAGCUGAAGGCAAGACCCGGAGGCUGAUUGUGCAACAGGUGGAAAAAGAGGACGCUGGUGAAUACACUUGUGAGGCUGCUGGUCAAAAGCUCACCUUCAAAGUCAUUGCGACAGCUGCAAAAGUUGCAGAAGUUGAGGAUGCAUUCGUCAACAAGGAGAAGGUCCAGAAGGAGAUCAAGGCUGUUGUUUCAGAGAACACCUCCAUCACCUGUGAGGUGGCCCAGACCAAGACAGAAGUGAAGUGGUUCAAGGAGGGGAAGCAGAUCACCUCCAGCAAGAAAUUCAAGGUAGAAGCGGAAGGCAAGAUCCGGCGGCUGAUUGUGCAACAGGUGGAGAAAGAGGAUGCUGGUGAAUACACUUGUGAGGCCGCUGGUCAAAAGCUCACCUUCAAAGUCACUGCGACAGCUGCAAAAGUUGCAGAAGUUGAGGAUGUGUUUAUCAACAAAGAGAAGGUCCAGAAGGAGAUCAAGGCUGCUGCUUCAGAGGACGCUUCCAUCACCUGUGAGGUGGCCCAGGCCAAGACAGAAGUGAAGUGGUUCAAAUAUGGGAAGCAGAUCACCUCCAGCAAGAAAUUCAAGGUAGAAGCUGAAGGCAAAACCCGGAGGCUGAUUGUGCAGCAGGUGGAGAAGGAGGAUGCUGGCGAGUACACCUGUGAGGCUGGAAACCAGAAACUGACAUUCCGUAUCACUGUGACACCUGCAAAAGCUGCAGAAAUCGAGGAUGUGUUUGUCAACAAGGAGAAGGUCCAGAAAGAGAUCAAGGCUGUUGUUUCGGAGAACGUCUCCAUCACCUGUGAGGUGGCCCAAGCCAAGACAGAAGUGAAGUGGUUCAAGGAUGGGAAGCAGAUCACCUCCAGCAAGAAAUUCAAGGUAGAAGCUGAAGGCAAGACCCGGAGGCUAAUUGUGCAGCAGGUGGAGAAGAAGGAUGCUGGCGAAUACACCUGUGAGUCCGGAAACCAGAAACUAGCCUUCAAAGUCACUGCAACAGAUGCAAAAGCUGAGGAUGUGUUUGUCAGCAAGGAGAAGGUCCAGAAAGAGAUCAAGGCUGUUGUUUCGGAGAACGCCUCCAUCACCUGCGAGGUGGACCAGGCCAAGACAGAAGUGAAGUGGUUCAAAGACGGGAAGCAGAUCACCUCCAGCAAGAAAUUCAAGGUUGAAGCUGAAGGCAAGACCCGGAAGCUGAUUGUGCAACAGGUGGAGAAGAAGGAUGCUGGCGAGUACACCUGUGAGGCCGCUGGCCAAAAACUCACCUUCAAAGUCAUUGCAGCAGAUGCAAAAGCUGAGGAUGUGUUCGUCAACAAGGAGAAGGUCCAGAAAGAGAUCAAGGCUGCUGUUUCGGAGACUGCCUCCAUCACCUGCGAGGUGGCCCAGGCCAACGCAGAAGUGAAGUGGUUCAAAGACGGGAAGCAGAUCACCUCCAGCAAAAAAGUCAAGGUAGAAGCUGAAGGCAAGACCCGGAGGCUGAUUGUGCAACAGGUGGAGAAGAAGGAUGCUGGCGAGUACACCUGUGAGGCCGCUGGCCAAAAACUCACCUUCAAAGUCAUUGCAACAGAUGCAAAAGUUGCGGACGUUGAGGAUGCAUUUGUCAACAAGGAGAAGGUCCAGAAGGAGAUCAAGGCUGCUGUUUCAGAGAAUGCCUCCAUCACCUGUGAGGUGGCCCAGGCCAAGACAGAAGUGAAGUGGUUCAAGGAGGGGAAGCAGAUCACCUCCAGCAAGAAAUUCAAGGUUGAAGCUGAAGGGAAGACCCGGCGGCUGAUUGUGCAGCAGGUGGAGAAAGAGGACGCUGGUGAAUACACUUGUGAGGCUGCUGGUCAAAAGCUCACCUUCAAAGUCAUUGCGACAGCUGCAAAAGUUGCAGAAGUUGAGGAUGUGUUUGUCAACAAGGAGAAGGUCCAGAAGGAGAUCAAGGCUGUUGUUUCAGAGAACGCUUCCAUCACCUGUGAGGUGGCCCAGACCAAGACAGAAGUGAAGUGGUUCAAGAAUGGGAAGCAGAUCACCUCCAGCAAGAAAUUCAAGGUAGAAGCUGAAGGCAAAACCCGGAGGCUGAUUGUGCAGCAGGUGGAGAAGGAGGAUGCUGGCGAGUACACAUGUGAGGCUGGAAACCAGAAACUAGCCUUCAAACUUAAUGUUCCAGAGGUUGCAGAUAUAUUUGCCAAAAAGGAGAAGGUGCAGAAGGAGGUCAAGGCUGUCCUGAAGGAGAGCGCUGCUUUGGUCUGUGAGGUGGCCACUUCCGAUACCCAGGUGAAGUGGUACAAAGAUGGAAAGCCUCUCAGUACUAGCAAAAAAAUCAAGGUGGUCUCUGAUGGCACCUCCCGGAAGCUGGUAUUGGAGCAGGUGGAGAAGAAUGAUGCAGGGAACUACACAUGUGAAGCUUCUGGCCAGAAACUGAUUUUCAAGGUUGAAGCAGCAGAGCCUGAGGCAAAAUUCGAAAGGAAAGUUCCCCAAGAGAAGCCGAUUGUUGUUCAGGAGGAAAAGAGCAUCAACCUGUCAACUUCAGUGGUGCCUGAAGAUGCCGAAGUCAAAUGGCUCAAAGACGGAAUUGAGAUCAAAGCCAGCAAGAAGUAUGAGAUGAAAAAAGACGGGGCCUCUAGGACCCUGACUGUGAAGGUGGCCGAUGUCAAAGAUACUGGUGUGUACACGUGUGAGACCAAGAGUGAUAAGCAGCAGUUCCAGGUGCAGGUCCAAGAAGUCCCAGUGAAGUUUGCAAAGAAGCUGGAACCCGUUAAAGCUGAGAUCGGAGGGGCCCUGACUCUGAGUUGUGAACUAAGCCAAGCUGGGGGCAAAGUUGUCUGGCGCAAGGAUGGAGUGGAGCUCAAAGCAAGCAAGCGCUACCAGAUGCGUGAGACAGGCGAAAAGCGUAUCCUGGUCAUAACUGGCCUCCGGGCAGAAGACAAGGGGGAUUAUUGCUGUGAAACCAAGGAUGACAAGUGCAGCAUUCAUGUCAGCCCCACAGUUCCUAGGCUGGUGAAGUUUGUCAAAGGCCUCCACAACAUAGUAGCUGAAGAAGGCAAAGAGGCAGUUUUCAAAUGCGUUGUCUCCCCCAGCGACGCCGCUGUCACGUGGAGUCGGAAUGGAGCCAAAAUCGAAGCCAGUAAAAAAUAUGUCAUAUCCCAGGAGGACUCAAACCAUAGCCUCACCAUCACUGACUUGACUCUGAAAGACUCCGCUGCAAUCUCAGCAGAAGCGGAAGGAGUAGAGAGCAAAGCAACCCUCAAAGUGGAAGAGACGCCAGUAUCAUUUGUGAAGAAACUGGAAGCCAAAAUUGUUGAGGAGAAGGAGAUGGUGACUCUGGAAGUAGAGCUAUCAAAACCAACCACAGAGGUGAAAUGGAUGAAGAAUGGCAGCUUGCUCCAUCCAGGUGACAACAUGGAGAUCAAGGCCGAAGGGACAAAGCACAGCCUGGUGAUUAAGAGUGCCGCCUGCGGGGACCGUGGCUAUUAUUCCUGCGAGACUCUCCAUGACAAGACCCAGGCAAAAAUAGCUGUGGAAACGAGACCCAUCAAACUGGUGAAAGGCCUUCAGCCAAUAGAUACCCAUGAGGGGCAGUCUGCUACAUUCGAGGUGGAGCUGUCACACGAGAAUGUGGAAGUUACCUGGAUGAAGGAUGGCGUGAGGCUGAAAGCCAAGGACAACUGCUGCAUUAGUGUCCAGGGGAAGAAGCAUUCGCUGACUCUUUCAUCCCUUGAAAUUGAGGACUCGGGCCUUGUUGCCUUCAAGGCUGAAAGUCUUCACACAACCGGCAGACUUAAUGUGAAAGAACGGCCCGUGAAAAUAAUUAAACCUUUGCAAGACAUUAAUGCUCAGAACAAGGACGAAGUAACCUUCGAAUGUGAACUUUCCAGGCCUAAUGCAGAUGUCAAGUGGCGUAAGGAUGGAAUCGAGCUUCGGCCAAAUAAAAAAAUUGCAGUCUUUGCACGAGGGACCACGAGAAGCCUCACAAUUCACAAAUGCGAAUUUGAAGACAAAGGGACAUAUAUGUGCGAUGCUGUUGACGACAAGAGCUCAGCUACCUUGGUGGUCCAUGCCCGAGAUAUCAAGAUAGUGAAGCCACUGGAAGAUGUGGAGGUGAGCGAGAAAGAGAGUGCUUCCUUCACCUGCGAGAUUUCACACGACGAGGUUGAAACCCAGUGGUUCAGCAACGAAAACAAGAUCCGGGCUGGAGAGAACAUCAGGUUGCGUCAGGACGGGAAAAGCUACGCGCUAGUCUACAGAAGCGUGGAGAUGGAGGAUUCAGCAGAAAUCAAAUUUGUUGCUGAAAAAGCAGAAUCCCGGGCAAAACUUAAAGUAAAAGAACUGCCUGUAAGGUUUGUGAAACCUCUCCGCGUAAAGAUUGCAAUUGAGAAGCACCGGGGCUUUCUGGAGUGCCAAGUGUCUCGCCGCAAUGCUGAGGUCAAGUGGUAUAAGGAUAACAAACUGAUCCAACCUGGCGAAAAGUACGAGAUUGUCAGCGACGGGGUCUACAGGAAGCUCAUAAUCAAUGAGACGGAGUUUGCUGAUGAAGGCAUUUACACCUGCGAUGCCAUCGAUGACAAAAGCAGUGCUCAGUUUUAUGUGGAAGAGCAAUCCAUCAAUAUUGUGAAGGAGCUGAGGGAUGUGGAGGUCAGUGAGCCAGCGGAAGCCAGGUUUGAGUGCGAAAUCUCCAUUGAGUCUGUCAAGCCCCCUAAAUGGUCUCUCCGCGGAGAACUCCUGCAGGCCGGCAAGGAUGUUGUGAUAGAACAGGAGAGGAGGCUCCACCGCCUGAUCCUGAGGAAGACUGACGUAGAGAUGACAGGCACUAUUCAGUUUGCCAUUGGCAAAGCAAAGUCCACAGCGAACUUGGUGGUGAAAGAUCUUCAAGUGACUAUUACCAGGCACCUAGAAGACAAGGUUGUCCAGGAAACCCACUCAGUUGUCCUUUCUUGUGAGUUCAAGCCUUCUCCAAAGGUUGUAGAAUGGUACAAAGACCACACCCUCAUCGAGCCCUCAGAGAGGUUUAAGCUCAAGAGGGAUAAGAACACAGCAGAGCUAAAAAUCCUGAAGUUGUCUGUUGGAGAUUCUGGUGUUUACAAAUGCAAAGCUGGGACUUCAGAGACCAAGGCCUCACUGACCAUUCUGGAACGCAAAGUGGAGAUAACGAAGCAUCUGGAAGAUGUGGAAAUUGAGGAGGAGAACUGUGCCUUCUUCUCCUGUGAGCUGUCUGAAGACAUUGACGACGUGGAAUGGUUCCUCAAUGACACACACCUCUUUCCCAACAACUUCAAUGAGAUCAAGAAACUGGGCACCUCUCACAGCCUGAUGCUCAAACACGUCAUGCCAGAAGAUGCUGGCUCGGUGACUAUCAAGGUUCAGAAGAAAGUCACCGAGAGUGCUCGGCUGAAGGUGAAAGAGAAGCCUGCCGUCUUCAUGAAGUCCCUGGAUGAUGUUGCUGCAGAGGAGCGCAGCACAGUCAGCCUGGAGUGUGAGGUCUCCAAGGCAAAGGUCAAGCCCAUCUGGAAGAAGGAGGGUGUGGAACUCACCCCAAGCGACAAGUACGAGAUGCUUCAGGCUGGGAAGACGCUGGGUCUCAUUAUCCAUGACCUCAACAAGGCUGAUGCCGGCUUGUAUACAUGCGACCUUGGUACAGAGGUGGCCAAGUCUAGAGUCAGCGUCCAAGAACUGAACAUCGGUGUCACCAAACGCCUCAAGAACACGGAAGUCCUGGAAGGGGAGAGUUGUAGCUUUGAAUGUGUUCUCUCCCACGAAAGCGCUGAAGAUUGCCGCUGGCUCAUCAAUGGAACUGAAGUGGGCCGCGAGGGACGGGUUAGAGCAUUCAACAAAGGGAGGAAAUACACUCUCAAUAUUAAAAAAGCAAUGGCCACUGAUGCUGGAGAGGUCGUUUUCUCCCUCGGUGACUUAAGCUCCAAAGCCACUCUAGUCGUGAAAGAAAAGCCAGCGGAAUUUGUACGUGACCUGGAGGACAAGACCGCGUUGGUGGGGCAGGAGACUAGCUUGAGUUGCGACUUGUCCAAGUGGGACGGCAACAUUAAGUGGCGCAAGGAUGGCAAAGAGAUUCGGAGGAGCCAAAAGUACGACCUGCGCGAGGAGGGGACCCGCGUCAUACUGAUCAUCCACGAUGCCUCAGUCAAGGACAGUGGGGAAUACACAUGCGAGACUGAAAUCUCUAAAACAAAAGCAACGCUUACUGUGGAAGAAGCAGGAAACUGCUUCAUCAAAGACCUUACGGACCUGAAGCUGGAGGAAAAUAAAAAAGCAGUUCUUACUUGCGAAACCAAGAAGCCGGCUUCUGCAGUGACCUGGAGGAAAGGGAUUACGGACCUCAAGGCAAGCAAGAAAUAUGAGAUCAGCCAGAAGGGGACAGUCCUGCAACUCACAGUGAACGACUUACAGGAAGACGACAGUGACAUUUAUACCUGUGACAUUGGCGAGACCCAGUCGAGCGCAAAGGUGGUAGUGCAAGCCCUGCCAGUUCUUUUCCAACAAGAACUGCAGAACAGGGAAGCUGAGGAAGGAAGCAAAGUGCGGCUUACCUGUGAGCUUAACAAGGCAGACCUGCCGGUGCAGUGGAUGAAGGGAAACCAAGUCCUGCAGGCCGGCGACAAGUAUGAGUUGAAGCAGCGUGGCGCUGUGGCAGAGCUAGUGAUCCGGGAUGUAAAGAGUUCUGAUGCUGGGGAUUAUACCUGCAGCACUGGCGAGCUAAAGACCUCGGCUAGAGUGCAAGUGACGGCCCUGCCAGUUCUUUUUAAGCAAGAGCUUAAAGAUGUGGAAAAGGAAGAAGGAGACACCGUAGCUUUGCGCUGCGUACUCAACAAGCCGGAUGCAUCCGUGGCCUGGAAGAAGGGAGCGACGGUCCUUCGGGCUAGUGACAAAUAUAAGAUGAAGCUGGAGGGGUGUGUGGCUGAGCUGUUCAUCCACAAUUCAGAGCCAGAGGAUGGUGGGAGAUACACCUGUGAUGCCGGAGAUAAGCAGAGCACAGCUCAGGUCAAAAUCCAUGCCAUACCUACCCGCUUCAAAGAACCGCUAAAGAACACGGAAUCCACACAAGGUGGGAUAGUUACUCUGCACUGUGAGCUGAACAAGUCUGCUCCAGUGGAGUGGAUGAAGGGGCAGAAAGGUCUGAGACCCAGCAGCAAAUACAGAAUGAAGAAAGAAGGAACUGUGGCCGAACUGACGAUCCACGAUCUAGACCUCAAGGAUGCUGGGGAUUACACAUGUUCCGCUGGAGACCAAAAGACAACAGCUGUCUUAACAGUGAAUGCCUUGGCAGCACAGAUCAAAGUGGGGCUAAAGAAUGAGGAAGCAACAGAGAGUGGAACAGCCACUCUGCAUUGCGAGUUGACCAAGGCCGUUGACUCCGUUGAGUGGCUGAAGGAUCAAAAGGUGCUGAAACCGAGUGAAAAAUACAGAAUGAGGCUAGAAGGUCGCUUUGCUGAGCUAACCAUCCAAGAUCUGGAACUGACGGAUGCUGGAAGCUACACAUGUGUGUGUGGAGAUCAGAAGACCACUGCAGCCGUGAAAGUGAAUGCACUGCCUGUAUUUUUCCAAGAAGAACUAAAAAGCAAGGAGGUUACAGAGGGCGAGACGACCACACUGCUCUGCAUGCUGAGCAAGGCUGCCCCUGUGGAAUGGCGGAAGGGGCAAAGGGCACUCAAAGCAGGUGGCAAAUACGAAAUUAAGCAGGAGGGACCUUGUGCUGAGCUGAUGAUCCAUGACUUGGAUGUAGCAGAUUCUGGAGACUACACUUGCAAAUGCGGAGGACAGAAGACUACAGCUAGCUUGACCGUGAAUGUCUUGCCUACACUUUUCACGAAAGCCCUGAAGGACGAAGAAGCUACGGAAGGCAAAGCUGCCACUCUGCGGUGCGAGCUGAACAAGUCCUCUGCCACCGUGGAGUGGAAGAAAGGACACAAGACCCUUAAGCAAGGCAGCAAGUACAAAAUGAGGCAGGAUGGCACCAUUGCUGAGCUUAUCAUUCAAGGCCUGGAGCUAACAGAUUCUGGGACUUACAGCUGUGUGUGUGGAGAGCAGCAGACUGUGGCAUCUUUGGAAGUCAAGGCCCUCCCGGUGCUUUUCAAAGAAGGACUGAAGAACAGGGAAGCCGUGGAAGGCACCACCGCCACUCUGCGUUGUGCCAUGACCAAAGCUGGUGUUGAGGUGAAGUGGAGAAAGGGGCCUGAGUCUCUCAAGCCAAGUGACAAGUACAGAAUGAGGCAGGAAGGUGCUGCGGCUGAACUCUUGAUUCGAGACCUGCAGGUGGAGGAUACAGGAGAUUAUACCUGUGUUUGUGGAGACCAAAAGACAACGGCUGUCUUGACUGUUCAUGCUGUGCCUGCACGUUUCCAAGAAGAACUUAAAAGCCAGGAAGCCACGGAAAGUGGGACGGCCACUCUGCGCUGUGAGCUGAGCAAGGCUGCCCUAGUGGAGUGGAGGAAGGGUGAGCGGUUGCUCAAACCGAGUGAUAAAUACAAAAUCAAACAGAAGGAUAAUGUUGCCGAGCUGAUCAUCCAAGACGUCACGGACCAAGAUGCUGGAGAUUACUCUUGUGUGUGUGGAGAUCAAAAAACAUCUGCCUCUCUAACUGUGCAUGCCCUGCCUCCACGCUUCAAAACAGAGCUGAGCAACCUGGAGGUUGCAGAACGCGGAACAGCUACUUUGCGGUGUGAGUUGACCAAGGCAGCGGCUCCAGUGGAGUGGAGGAAGGGCAAUGAGGUGCUCAAGCCGAACGACAAAUACAAAAUGAAGCUAGAAGGUGCUGUCGCUCAGCUUGUCAUCCACAGUUUGGAACUGGGAGAUGCUGGAGAUUACAGCUGCACCUUUGGUGAUCAGAAGACCUUGGCUUCCUUGAGAGUGAAUGCCCUCCCUGCCCUUUUCAAGAAAGGCAUGGAGGAUCAAGAGGCCUUGGAAGAUGGGACGGUUGCUUUCCAGUGUGAGCUGACGAAAGCAUCUCCAGUGGAAUGGAAGAGGAAGCAUAAGUCACUCAAACCGAGCGACAAGUACAAAAUGAGGCAGGAAGGUGCUGUCUCAGAGCUUGUGAUAGUCAGCCUAGAACUUAAGGAUGCUGGAGAGUAUUCCUGUGUGUGCGGCAACCAGACAACAACUGCGGCUCUGACGGUGCACGCCUUGCCCAUAGUUUUCAAAGAAGAACUAAAAUGUGCAGAAGCUAUGGAAGGCGAGGUGGCCACCCUGCGCUGCAAGCUCAGCAAGCCUGCUUCGGUCGAAUGGAAGAAGGGCAGCCAGUCACUGAAGCACGGUGAAAAAUACACAAUGAGGCAGAAGGACACCAUAGUGGAACUGCUGAUUCAUCACCUAGAAGAGGAGGAUUCGGGCGAUUAUACCUGUGUGUGUGGCAACCAGCAAACCACAGCUGCCUUAGCAGUACAUGUUCCACCGGCCCUCUUCAAAGAGCCCCUAAGGAAUGUGAAAGCUACAGAAGAAGGAACAGCCACUCUAUGCUGUGAACUAACUAAGGCCGCUCCGGUGGAGUGGAUGAAAGGGCAGAAUUUGCUCAAGGAAGGUGAUAAGUACAAAAUGAGACAGGAAGGCUCUGUUGUUAAGCUGCUGAUUCAAGAUCUGGAACUGACUGAUGCUGCUGAAUAUACCUGCAUCUGUGGAGACCAGAAGACAGCAGCUUCCUUGACCGUGCAUGCCUUGCCUGCAAGGUUCAAACGCAACCUAAAGAACAUGGAAGCAACAGAAGGUGGUGUGGCCACAUUGCAGUGUCAGCUGACCAAGGUCGCACCCGUGGAAUGGAAGAAGGACGGCCAAGUGCUCCAAGCUAGUGAAAAGUGGAUCAUGAGACAAGAUAGUGGCGCUGUAGAGCUGGAGAUCCAUCAACUAGAUCUUCAGGAUAUGGGAAACUAUAGCUGUGUGUGUGGAGACCAACAAACUACAGCGUCUUUGACAGUCAAUGCUCUCCCCGCAUUUUUCAAGGAAGAGUUAAAGAGUGAGCAGGUUGCAGAAGAAGGCUCAGUAACACUGCGCUGCAGGUUGAGCAAAGAUGCCUCAGUGGCGUGGAAGAAAGGGCGCAACCUGCUGAAUGCAGGUAGCAAGUACAUCAUGAUGCAGCAAGGGACUACUGCAGAGCUGACUAUUGAUCAUGCAGAACUGCAAGAUGCAGGAGAUUAUACCUGUGUAUGCGGAGACCAGCAGACAACAGCUGCUUUAACUGUCCAUGCCUUACCUGCCUAUUUCAAAGGUGAACUAAGGUACCAAGAAGCCACCGAAGGCGAAUCUGCUGUUCUUCGGUGUCAGCUGAGCAAGGUGGCUCCAGUUGAGUGGAGGAAGGGGCAGCUGGUCCUCAGCCAAAGUGAGAAAUACACACUAAAGCAGGAAGGCGCCAUUUCAGAGCUGCUGAUCCACAGCCCUGAUGAACAGGAUGCAGGAGAAUACACCUGUGUUUGUGGAGACCACCAGACCACUGCGACCCUAAGAGUCAAUGCCCUCCCAGCACGGUUCAAAAUGGAACUGAAGGAUGUAAAAGCCACUGAAAAUGAAACGGCCACACUACGCUGUGAGCUCACCAAGGCCGCUCCGGUGGAGUGGAUGAAGGAAGAAAAGAAAGUAGCAGAAAGCAACAAGUACCGAAUCAGGCAGGAAGAAACUGUCACAGAGCUGGCGAUCCACGAUUUAGACAUGGAGGAUGCUGGGCGCUACACCUGCACAUGUGGAGACCAGAAGACCACUGCCGUCUUAACAGUUAACGCCCUCAAGCCUGAAUUCAAGCAACGGCUGAAGAAUGAGAAAGGGGAAGAAGGUGGAACAGCCAGGCUGCGCUGCGAGGUGACGGUGAUUAAGGCGCCAGUGGAGUGGAGGAAAGACGGCGUGGUGCUUCAUCCCGGUCCCAAAUACGAAAUGAAACAGGAAGGUGCCAAGCACGAGCUAGCUGUUCGCGAUUUGGAAACCAAGGACAGUGGAGAGUAUUCCUGCAUCACUGGGGAUCAAACCACAUCGGCAAAGCUGGAAGUUAAAGGACUUGACAUCACCAUCAUUAGGGGGCUGAAGAACAUGGAGGCCUUUGAGGAUGAAGAUGUGACCUUUGAGUGCAAGGUCUCCCACGACAAUGCGAAGGAUGUGGAGUGGAAGCUUCAGGAAGCCUCUCUCCAGAGCAAUGAGAUGAACAAAAUCUCCGUUGAAAAAGGCAGGGUCCACAUAUUGCAGUUGAGGAAGGUGACCCAGCAAGAUUCAGGCACCGUCACCUUCCGGGUUGGACCAUAUACCUCCACAGCACAGCUCAAAGUGAAAGCACCACUUCCCACAUUUAAAGAGGAGCUGGCCACCAAAGAGUUGCAAGAGGACAGUACGGCCAUCUUGAAAUGUGAAGUCUCCCAGCCUGGCGUAUCGGCGACAUGGAAGAAGGGAGCCCAAGUGAUUUCUCCAAGUUCCAAGUAUGAAAUCCAGCAAGAAGGAACAGUACUCACCUUAAAGAUUUACAAUUUAAAACCAGAGGACUCUGGCAAAUACACCUGUGACAUUGGGAACCAGAAAACCACAGCAACCAUCUCCGUUGAAGCUCUCCCAGCCCUUUUUGAAACCCAGCUUGAGAGCCAGGAGGCUGAGGAAGGCUCGGUGGUCACCCUUCUUGCUAAGCUCUCCAAACCUGACGUGCCCGUGAAGUGGAGCAGAGGCUCAGUCCGACUGCGAGCCAGCGACAAGUACGAGAUGAGGCAAAAAGGCUCCACUGUCGAGCUUCUCAUUCACAAUGCUCAGCCAGAGGACUCUGGGAACUACACCUGUGACUCUGGGGACCAGCAGACCACAGCAUCAGUGCUUAUCAAAGCUUUGCCAGUACUUUUUGUUAACCUGCUUGAGAAUCAGGAGGCGGUAGAGGGCGGCACAGUCACCUUGCGCUGUGAGAUCUCGAAAGGUGGCGCACCUGUGAAGUGGAAAAAGGAUAGGUCCCUCCUGAGGUCCAGUGGCAAGUACACCAUGAAGCAAGUAGGGACCGUGGUGGAGCUGAUUGUUUCUGAGCUGACUGCCGAUGAUGCAGGAGUAUACAGCUGUGACACAGGAGACCAGGAGACCACUGCUUCAUUGCUGGUGAACGAAGCGCCAGCCACCAUAGUGGAGGCACUGAAAGAUAUCACCUUGUACGAAAACGAAGAUGCCGUGUUCCAGUGCAAGGUCUCUCGGGAGAAGGCAAAGGACGUGGAAUGGAGUCUGAGCGGGGUGCCUCUCCAGUCCAACGAAAUGAACGAGAUUGCGGUUCAAGGGAAAAUUCACACGCUCACCCUCCGGAAGGUGACGCUCGAAGACUCCGGCUCUGUCACUUUCAAAGUGGGACAGAAUUCUUCUGAGGCCCAGCUGACCGUGCAGCCUGCUCCAGUAAUCUUCAUAAAGCAGCUGGAGAAUAUGGAAGUAGAUGAGAACGCCACAGCUAUCUUCCGCUGUGACCUUUCCAAGCCCAAUGUCCGCAUGGAAUGGAAGAAGGGUUCGUCCACAGUCCAGCCCAGCCAGAAGAUUGAAAUUAAAGUAGAAGGAACUGCCCACAGUUUGAUCAUCCGUACCGCGGUCCCUGAAGAUUCAGGAGAAUACAGCUGCAGCACAGCUGACAGGAAGACCACAGCGAGGUUAAAGGUUAAAGCUCUCCCUGUCCUUUUCAAACGUGGUCUCCAAAACAAAGAGGUUGAGACGGGGAACACAGUGUCCUUGCGUUGUGAGCUGUCCAAGCCUUUGGCCCCGGUGGCCUGGAAGAAAGGGAAAGUGGUGCUGCAGUCCAGCGACAAGUAUGAGCUCAGGCAGGAAGGGAACUUUGCAGAGCUCCUCAUCUACGAUGUGGAAGCUCAGGAUGCUGGCGAGUACACCUGCGAUUCAGGAGACCAACAGACAACAGCCACCGUGAAAGUCAAAGUUCUGCCAGUGCUCUUCAAAGAAGAAUUGCAGAACGUGGAAUCAGAAGCAGGUGGAAAGGCCGUCCUGCGCUGCGAGAUCUCAAAACCCGACGCUCCUGUGGAGUGGAGGAAAGGAGCCAUCGUCCUUCAGCCUAGUGCCAAGUAUGAGAUGCGGCAGAGAGGCACAAGUAUUGAGCUGAUCAUUCACAAUCUGGAGCCCGAAGAUUGCGGCCCCUACACUUGUAGCACAGGAGAUGAGCUGUCGACAGGCUCCGUUUAUGUACAAGAAGAGGAAGUGCAGAUAGUUUCUGGUUUAAAGAACACGGAUGUCUUUGCGGGCGAAUCAGCCACUUUCACUUGCGAGCUCUCGCGCCCGGGCAUGCAAAACGUACAGUGGUGGCUGGACGGAUCUCCCCUUCAAAGCAGCCCCGUGAACGAAAUCUCUGUGCAAGAUGGGAAAGUGUAUACUUUGACCCUAAAGGACCUGGGGCCCAAUGAUUCAGGAAUUGUGACCUUCAGAGCGGGCCCCCUCAUAUCUUCCGCUAAAUUAUUAAUCAAAGAUCCAACCAUUGAAGUGGUCAGUCCCAUGCAGGACAUUACCGUGGACGAAGAUGGCACAGCAGAAUUCAUCUGCCAAUAUUCCAGGCCUGUGCAGGCCACGUGGAUGAAGAACGAGCAGGCGGUUCACGCAGACGGCCAGCGAAUUGUCAUUGAGCAAGACUGGAAUGUGGCCAAGCUGAAGAUCAAGCCUGCUCUCCCAGGGGACACCGGCAUCUAUUCUUGCGAAGCUGGAGGCACUAAAGUGGUGGCUCUGCUUGAUGUUCAAGCCAAGAACACCAUCGUCCAGGGCUUAGAGAACGUUGAUGCAAUGGAAGGGGGUGAAGCUCUGUUUGAGUGCUACCUUUCGAAACCUGAGUGCUACAAUUAUAACUGGCUGAUUGACGAUGAGCCAGCCAAAACCUCUGAAAACAUUGAGAUGGUUUAUUUUGAAAAUGGUCUCCGGCACCUCCUUCUCCUGAAGAACCUCACGCCCCAUGACAGCUGCCAAGUGACUUUCCAGACCGGUGACGUGGCUUCGUCUGCAUUCCUAACUGUAAAAGGAUGGCGUCUGGAAUUCUUGGAGCCAAUCUCUGACACCACAGUUACUGCUGGGGACCAGGCGACCUUCACCUGUGUUUUAAGUGAAGCAGUUCCAGUCAAUGAAAUUGCUUGGUAUAUUAACGAUGUGGAUAUCCAAGCAGAUGAAAACUGGAGGAUCCAAGCAGAAGGAAAUAGCUACAAACUCAUACUGAAGAAAGCCCAACUGCAUCACUCUGGAGAGGUGACCUUUGCUGCAAGGGAUGCCAUUGUGUCAGCUAAGUUAUCUGUCAUAGCCCUCCCUGACCCUCCUGAAGAACCGGAGAUCAUAAGUAAAACCAGCCACUCGGUCACCUUGUCCUGGUUCAAGCCGCUCAACAACGGGGGUGUUGACAUCCUAGGCUACCGUGUCGAAAUGAAAAGCCCAGGCAGUGACUGGCAGCCAUGCGGCACCGGAGUUAUCCCAAGCACAGAGUUUGUAGUGGACAAUCUCACAGCAGGCAAGACGUACAGAUUCCGCAUUUCAGCUGUCAGCAAAGCGGGUGCUGGGAAGCCAGUGCAUUUGCCUCAAAGUGUGCAGCUAGAGCCGGCUGCAGUGACUGCAAUCACUCGACCUUUGGCCGAUAAGUCUGCUGUGGAAGGGGAGAAGACUCGUUUGGAGUGCGAAUUGUCCAAAGAAACCAAAGAGGUUGUUUGGCUCAAAGAAGGAAAACCAAUCCAACCUAGCGGGAAGUAUGAACUCAUCUCAGAGGGCAAAAAACAGACCCUCAUCAUUCAUGGCUUUAAAGCUGAAGAUCAAGGGUCAUACACCUGCAUGGCCUCUCCUGAUGUCAAAACAUCUGCCAAACUUUCUGUUGAAGUGUCAACUGUGUCCAUGUUAAAAGAGGCCACUGAGAAAACCCUCAAGCCUGAGGAGCUUGGCGAGAUAGCAGACGACCAGACGCAACCCAGUUUACCACCUGAAGCGGCUCAGGAGGGUGACCUCCACCUCCUAUGGGAGGCUCUUGCCAAAAAGCGCAGGAUGAGUCGGGAGCCAACUCUGGAUUCGAUCAGCGAAUUGCCAGAAGAGGAUGACAAACGUCAGAAACAGAGGAAGGAAGAAGCUGAGAUCAUUCAGUACUACUCGGAGGAAUACUCUACUUGUGAUGAGUCGGCUAAAGCAGGAGAAGCAGACUUCUCUGUCACCAGUUCAGACGACGAGUCAAGGGCCGGAACUCCUUCCCUUAUUAACUACCUCAAAAAGGCGAGCACAACCAGCGUUAGUGGUAAAGUCCAGACUGUCUCUGCAGGGAAAGUCUCUAAACAGUGGGAGAAAGCAGGUCCUGAGCCAGCUGCUCUUGCUAAGCCUGUUGAACCAGAAGCUGUAGAAGGAGAUCUGGAUGACCCUUCGUUGUCUCACGCAGCUGUGAAGAUCCAGGCUGCUUUCAAAGGGUACAAAGUGCGGAAAGAGAUCAAGCAGCAAGAAUGCCCAGUGUUUGCCGAGACCUUCAAGGACUUCUUUGGAGAACCAGGAAGCACCCUCCACCUUGAGUGUGUGGCUCAAAGCAAAACCGACAUGAAGGUCCGCUGGCUGAAAGACGGCGUUGAAGUUUUGGACGGGCGCCAUUGCCACAUAGACAAUUACAGCGACGGGACUUGCUCCUUGAUCAUCACUGGCCUCGAAAUGAAUGACGUCGGCAAGUAUACCUGCGAGGUGUCCAAUAAGUUUGGCAAGGCCUCCCACAGCGCCAAGGUGACGGUGGGCGUCCCACCUCAAGCCCCCGUACGGAAACACAAGGCUGCCAAAAAAAUCCCCGAGAGCGAGGAGAGCUCUUCUGGCAGCGAGUUGGACGAUGCCUUCCGUAAAGCGGGGAGGAGGCUUCACAAGCUGUUCAAGUCAAAAAUAUCCACAGAGAUUUCGGACGUGGACGAGGAACUCUUUGUUAGUGCUGAUGAGGGAGAGAUAGAGGUGGUGGACCACCAGACCUACCGUGAAGAUGAGAGGUACAUCUACAUCAAGUUUGAAGUUAUGGCCGAGGCGAAGACGGCUGCUAGCCGGUUUAGAGAAAUGUUUGCUGCUAUGGGUAUUGCUGUUGAGAUUGACAUCCUAGAUCAAGGCUCUAAGAAGAUAGAGCUGCGUAUUGGGAAAGCCACACCUCCUGUCCCAGGGCAACUGAGAACUCUGGUGAAAAGACCACCGCCUCCUUUGCUUACAUCUGACACUGCUCCCAUCUUCAUAACUGAACUUCAAAACCAAGAGGUACAGGAUGGAUAUCCAGUCAGUUUUGACUGUGUUGUUAUCGGCAAGCCAACCCCCACCAUCCGGUGGUUCAAGGAUGGGAGGGUUAUUGAAGAGGACGAUCACUACAUGAUCAACGAGGACCAGGAAGGCUGCCACCAGCUGAUCAUUACUGCUGUGGUCCCUCUUGACAUGGGCGUCUACCGCUGUCUGGCUGAAAACAGCAUGGGCGUGUCUUCAACUAAAGCCGAGCUGAGAGUGGACUUGACCAGUACAGAUUACGAUACAGCAGCAGAUGCAACGGAAACUUCAUCCUACUACAGUGCCAAAGGGUAUCUCUCCAGCCGUGAACAAGAAGGAGUGGAAUCUAUGACUGAAGAGGAACAGCUGCCACAGAUUCUAGAUGAACUUCACGACAUCCAUGUAGCUCCUGGAGCAGCUUUGGCCAAAUUCCACCUGAAGGUGAAAGGUUACCCACAGCCUCGCCUCUACUGGUUCAAAGAUGGUCAGCCGCUGCAUGCAUCAGACCGACUCUUGAAGACAGACAAGAGGGAGUUUCACGCCCUUGAAGUCCUCAACGUUACAAAGCAGGACGCUGGUCAAUAUUCUGUAUUUAUUAGGAACUCGGCUGGUUCAGCGUAUUCAGCGGCCAGGUUGCUUGUCAAAGGGCCUGGUGAGGAAGAAGAUAAACCCAGAAGAGAUGUUCAUGAGCAGCUGGUGCCGCCAAGGUUCCUGGAACGAUAUACCAACAAAAAAGUGAGGGAAGGUGCCAGCAUUACUCUUUCAGUGAAAGUUGAAGGAUGUCCACCACCCUCAGUGACUUGGCUGAAGGAAGAGUACCACGGAGAAGACAUCCUUUGGAUCAAGCCGGACACCCCAGGCUAUAAACUUGCCAGCUCCAACAUGCACCAUAGUCUUAUCUUGCUGGAUGUGAAGAAGGAGUUCAGUGGAAACUACACCUGCAUUGCGUCCAAUCAGGCUGGGCAGUCUAUCUGUAGCUCCUCCUUAGAAGUUCUGGAUGUGAAAGAGGCCGAGGUUCUGACCCAGGAGCGUGUGAUGGUGACAGAGGCCAUCAUGACAUCACUUGGGUAUGAAGAAAAGGAAAAGAAAGAACAUGGAGUCGGGGUUUCUGUACAUCCUCCUGAAGGCAGAAAAGGGGAACUUAUGGAAGGUGAAGCUGGUCGGAGCCAUAUUUCACUUGCUGAGGUUGGGACUGAGGAAUUCCUCCAGAAACUGACAUCACAGAUCACAGAAAUGGUAUCUGCAAAGAUUAGUCAAGCCACACUUCAAGUACCUGGAGCUGACAGUGACGAUGAAUCAAAAACGCCAUCUCCAUCUCCACGACACGGCAGAUCCAGGCCUUCCUCAACUGCUCAGGAGUCUUCCUCUGAAUCAGAUGAGGGGGAUGCAAGGGGAGAGAUUUUUGACAUCUACAUGGUUACAGCAGACUACCUGCCCAUGGGUGCUGAUCGUGAAACCAUCAGCCUGAAGGAAGGACAAUACGUGGAAGUCCUGGAUUCGGCUCAUCCUCUGAAAUGGCUAGUGAGGACCAAGCCUACCAAGUCCAACCCAUCCAGGCAAGGUUGGGUUUCUCCUGCCUAUCUGGAUAAGAGGUUAAAGCUGUCUGCUGAGUGGGGCAUUCCAGAGGUUCCAGAGUUCCAUGGAGAAUCAGUUUCAGAGGAUGAAUAUAAAAAGAAGCUGAGCCUCAUUAUUCAGGACUUGCUGAACACUGAGGAGGAGUUUGUCAAGGACCUAGAGUUCCUCCAGACGCACCACAUUCAGUUCACCGAGACCUGCCCUGUCGUCCCUGUGGCUCUUUCCAGUCAGAAGCUCAUCAUCUUCAGGAACAUCACAGACAUUACCCACUUCCAUUCCAUGACAUUUUUCCCAGAGCUUCAGAAAUGUGACACAGAUGAUGACGUAGCUAUGUGCUUCAUCAAGAAUGAGGGGGAAUUUGACAGGUACAUCCAGUACCUGGUGGGCCGUAUACAGGCUGAAUCUGUCGUGGUCAGCAAAACUGUUCAGGAGUUCUAUAAGCGAUAUAUAGAGGGAACAUAUUCUGCGGACUCAUCUCAGCCCCCAGUGCUUCCUCUGCAGCACUAUCUAGAGAGACCAAUAAACAGGAUCCAGAAGUAUCAAACUGUAAUUAAGGAUCUAAUUCGAAACAAAGCAAGGAACAGUCAAAACUGUGCUCUGCUGGAGCAGGCUUAUGCCAUUGUGUCUGCCCUCAACAGACGAGCAGAAAACAACCUACACGUGUCGCUCAUUGAGAACUAUCCAGGCACCCUAGAAAUCCUAGGGGAGCCCAUCCGACAGGGCCAGUUCAUUGUCUGGGAAGGCGCUCCUGGUGCCAGAAUGGCUUGGAAGGGUCACAAGAGACAUGUCUUCCUCUUCAAGAAUUAUAUCUUGGUUUGCAAGCCCAAACGAGACACCAAGACAGAUACUUACAGCUACAUCUUCAAGAAUAUGAUGAAGCUACCAAACAUAGACGUGAAUGAUCUUGUGGAAGGAGAUGACCGGGCCUUUGAGAUUUGGCAUGAGCGGGAAGACUCAGUCCGCAAGUAUCUGUUUCAAGCCAGGACCGUCAUCAUCAAGAACUCCUGGGUCAAGGAAAUCUGUGGCAUUCAGCAACGCAUCAGCCUCCCUAUAUGGGAUCCACCAGAGUUUGAGGAAGAACUGGCUGACUGUACCGCUGAACUUGGUGAAACUGUCAAAUUAGCCUGCAGGGUAACAGGCACACCCAAGCCAGGUGUCAGCUGGUAUAAAGAUGGCAAACCUGUGGAGGUGGAUCCUCAUCACAUCAUCAUUGAAGAUCCUGAUGGCUCCUGCACAUUGAUCCUUGACAACCUGACGGGUGUUGACUCUGGGCAAUACAUGUGCUUUGCUGCAAGCCCAGCUGGCAACGCCAGCACCCUGGGAAAGAUCCUUGUCCAAGUGCCUCCUCGGUUUGUAAACAAGGUUAAGCACGCAUACUACGCUGAUGGCGAAGAUGCACAGUUUACAUGCACCAUUGAAGGAGCACCUUAUCCACAGAUAAGGUGGUAUAAAGAUGGAGAUCUGUUGACAGACCCAAAUAAACACCAAAGCUUUAGUGAACCCCGGAGUGGCGUCAUAGUUCUUGUAAUCAAAAAUGCCUGUAAGGAUGACAUGGGCUUUUAUGAAUGUGAGCUGGUAAACAGAUUAGGGACAGCAAAGAGCGGUGCUCAUCUUUACCACCAGAGUGCAGCAGCACUGGCUCAGGAGAGGAGGCCGGAUCAAGCCAUUACAAUUGAAGUCACUGAGCAAGAGACUAAAGUACCCAAGAAAACCAUCAUCAUAGAGGAAACUAUAACAACGGUGGUGAAGACCCCAAGGGUAAAGCGAAGACUAUCUCCUGCCCGCCCAUCCUCAGGGUAUUCUCCUCGCUCUCCAAGAUCGGAGUACUCAACACCCGAGCCCAUUUUUGUGUCCAAGAUUAGGCAGCCUGUCCACAGGCAAGACCCAGAGGUUAUGCAAAGACCGGCCAUUCCUACACUCUUUGUGACAGAGCCAGACGAGAGGCAAGGAGCGGCAGUCAGAGGUAUCAUUGUAGAAACCACUGUGGAGGAACAGAAGCCCAAAUGGGUUGAAGUAGAGGAAAUAAUUGAGUUCAAUGUGAUGAAGCCCACCCAAACCACAAGGAAAAGAGGGGCAUCUCCUGCAAGAUCAGAUAAAGAUGAAUCAGUGUCAGGCUAUAGUCUGUCUGGCCCAAGACCCAGGCGUUCACCUGAAGAUGACCCAAACACAAAUAACUCAAACAACAAACUAGUGGAGCAGGACAAGUCUUCCCUGCCCCAAGAUGCUGAAAUGUCUGGAGAUGACUGGAAAGAAGCAAUAAUCAGCGAUGAAAAUGAAACUUCUCGUGAUAGUUUGGAAGGAAAGAGUUGCCACCAAGAAUCUGUUAGUAAGGCUGACUCGUUGGCUACCCCAUCUGUGAUUACUUUUGUGGAUGAACCACUUGAGGCAAGUGGAGUAGACAAGGAUUAUUGUCUGCCUUCACACAGAGACCUAGAGUUUAAAGAGCAUGCUACCAAGGAUGAAACCUCAGGUCCCAUGCAAGAUGAAGGUCUUCCAGAGGAAAACGUUAUAAUUGAUGAACCGGAUGUGGAGGAGCUGGAUGACCUUAAAAAGCGAGAUCUUAAAAUCCUGACGCGUAAUGGGAAAGCGUUAACUUUGGAGGACCUUGAAGACUAUGUCCCUCAGGAAGGGGAGACAUACAGGAAUCCUAACUCUGCAGAAGACAAACCUUGUGAAAUAGCUGUGCUCCAGACCGAAAUCAACAAACCAACCAUUGGGAAACCUGUCUUAUUGAAUGUAGGCAGGCCAGUGGCUUCUAAGCCAAGGCAGACGUAUUUUAGCCAGUUUGAAGGGCAUCACCCAGGAGAGGUCUUCAUGUCAGCAUCCAGAGUGGCCGGAAUGCAGUCCAGGGGCCCAUCGAAUAUUUCAUUCCAUGUCAGCGAGUCCUGCACAGCAGCAAUGGCAACACCACAGCCACACACCUCUGCCACAGGGGCCGCAUUCAAGCCGACACCAUCUUUCUGUACCGAAGUCCAGCUGUCCGCAGACAACGGACAAUCCAGCUUCAAAACUGAGGUUUCCACAAGAACCCGCAUCUAUGGCGCAGUCGGAGAAACCGUUACACUGUGCAUCAAGAAGGAAGACUCCUCCCAAAGUUGAGCGGAAGUGAACUCUAUUUCUCUAGCAGUUAUAAACCUCACUGUAAGCAACAGCCAUAAGUAACACCAAGAACCUUAGGGAGAAAACUGUGAUGGGAAUAAUAAAGAAGAAGCUAGAAGAAAACUCAAGUGAAAUACUGUGCAUUGCAAUUAAAUGUGGAGAUUUUCUAGUCUUAAAGGGAACACUUCUGUCAGUUCAGUAUAUAUAAUGCAACCUUUGAUUUGUGGUGUUUUUUUUUUAAAGCACACCAUUCCAUUGUGAAGCAAUAAGGAGCAGGUAGUGUAGACCUAGGGCAUAAUUAGUGACAAGAUCUAAUUCAGUUUGCGUUUAUGUUUUCAAAUGUUAACACGGGGCUGCCAAACUCAUAAAGAAGGAAGUUUACACAAUUGCUCUUUGGCAGCAACUAAAGGAAAGCUUUUCAUCUAAGCGCGUUUCAAGUUGCUGUUUGUAUAUGCCAGGCUCUUAUGAAACAGCUGAGCUGGCACUUUUAGUAAACAACGUAAUGACCACAAACUGCUUCUGCACAUUUAAGUGUGCUUUAAAAAAUGAUUUACUUUCACCUUGUGUGUGUGGACAACACAGAUGCCAUGCAUGCCUUUCAGAAUGUACAAUUUAUGUUCUUUUCUUCGUGGUGGGGUUUAAUAGGUACAAUUGACAAGACUGUCCAGCCUUGAUUCUAUAGAAAUUCAGUGCUGUUUUUGACAUUGAAUUCAGAGGAAACAAGAUUAUAUGUGAUCAAAAAACUAAUUAAAGUGGCAUUUGUUGUUAA